Oncorhynchus nerka (sockeye salmon) is the source of this 2067-nucleotide messenger RNA. RefSeq names its product kelch-like family member 38a (gene klhl38a). Lineage: Eukaryota; Metazoa; Chordata; Actinopteri; Salmoniformes; Salmonidae. The record is from RefSeq and is a predicted model, not a curated record. The transcript has 9 exons. Gene Ontology annotation, molecular function: protein binding. The coding region runs from base 1 to 2067 and encodes 688 amino acids.
AUGGGAGUCAGGGUCAACCCUGUGUCUAAAGAAUUGGGGGUCAGGGUCAACCCUGUGUCUAAGGUAUUGGGGGUCAGGGUCAACCCUGUGUCUAAGGUAUUGGGGGUCAGGGUCAACCCUGUGUCUAAGGUAUUGGGGGUCAGGGUCAACCCUGUGUCUAAGGUAUUGGGGGUCAGGGUCAACCCUGUGUCUAAGGUAUUGGGGGUCAGGGUCAACCCUGUGUCUGAGGUAUUGGGGGUCAGGGUCAACCCUGUGUCUAAUGUAUUGGGGGUCAGGUUCAACCCUGUGUCUAAGGUAUUGGGGGUCAGGGUCAACCCUGUGUCUAAGACCCUCCAGGGGUUCCCGUUUAGAGACCCAGAGCUGUCUUCCCUCCUGCUGGCCCAGCUGAACAGGCUGAGACAGGAGAGGAUCCUAACAGACGUGCUGCUCUGUUCAGACAACACAGAGAUCCCCUGCCAUAGGAACGUACUGGUGUCCUCCAGCCGAUACUUCAGGGCCAUGUUCUGCAGUAACUUUGUAGAGAGCAGACAGGGGCGUGUGGAUCUGAAGGGUAUCUCCCCUGACGUGCUCAGUGGCAUAGUGGACUAUGUGUAUACAGGAGCCAUCACCAUCAGCAUGGACAUAGUGCUGCCUCUAAUGCAGGCUGCCUCUAUGCUGCACUAUGGACGGCUGUUUGAGGCCUGCUCCGCCUUCCUUCAGGAGCAGCUGAGCCCAGACAACUGUCUCAGUAUGAUCAGGUUGUCAGAGAUCCUCCACUGUGACAGUCUGAAGGAGAAGGCUAAGGAGAUGGCCGUGAGGAGCUUCUCAGACGUAGCUGCCUCCGAAGACUUCUGUGAGCUCUCCUUACCGGAGCUUAUGUGUUACCUGGAGGACGACCGACUGUGUGCAGAGGAGGAGCAGGUGUUUGAGACCCUCCUGGCGUGGAUCCACCACGACCCGUUCUCCCGGCGCGGCGCCAUCCACGACCUCUUCAAGAAGGUGCGCCUGCGCUACAUCCACCCCACCUACCUGUUCCAGUUCAUCGCCAACGACCCGCUAGUGCAGUCCUCCACGCUCUGCACUGAGAUCAUUGAGUCCGUCCGGCGUCUCAUGCUCUCAGUCAGUGCCAAGUGCGGUCGUGAGCUGAAGCCCCUCUGGACCACACCGCGCCGCUACACCUGCCGAGAGACGCUCGUUGUGGUCGGCGGGCGCAAGAAUAACGAGCAGACAUCCCGGGAAGCCCUGCUCUAUGACGAGAGGACGCAGCGCUGGCAGUGGCUGGCCAAGCUGCCCCUGCGACUCUACAAGGCCUCGUACGUCUGUAUCCACAGCAUCCUGUAUGUGGUGGGGGGGCUCAGCCUCAGCAUGGCCUCGGGAGACAGCUCUGUGUCUGCCACCGUCUACACCCUCUCCCUCAAGACCAACCAGUGGAGGACGGCUGAGCCCAUGUUGGAGCCGCGCUACGCCCAUCAGAGUGUCUCCUAUCUCCACUUCAUCUUUGUCCUGGGGGGGAUCGGAGUUGACAAACAGAUCUCCAACUCCGUGGAGAGGUACAACAGUAUGUUUAACCAAUGGGAGGCCAUGGCUCCUCUCCCCAGCGCCGUGCUGCACCCCGCCGUCGCCGCCAACGACCAGAGGGUCUAUGUGUUCGGAGGGGAGGACGCCAUGCAGAACCCUGUCAGGGAGAUACAGGUGUACCACAUCUCCAGGAACCUGUGGUCCAGAUUGGAAACCAGGACAGUGAAGAACGUCUGUGCACCUGCUGCUGUCAUCGAAGAUAAGAUCUACAUCAUUGGAGGGUACACUAGACGGAUGAUCGCCUACGACACCAAAGCCAACAAGUUUGUAAAGUGUGAGAACCUGAAGGAGAGGCGAAUGCACCACAGCGCCACGGUCAUCAACAACAAGCUGUACGUGACGGGGGGCCGUUUCCUGAACGGGCACGACACCAUCGAGGACUCGGACUGCUUCGAGUGUUACGACCCCAAGACGGACGUGUGGACCUCCAAGGGGACGCUGCCAUACAAACUGUUCGACCACGGCUCCCUGCCUCUGGUCUGUGUCUCCAACAGACCCAACCCCCCCUGA